This is a messenger RNA of Ilex paraguariensis (yerba mate), 283 nucleotides long. The record is from the annotation of a GenBank genome assembly. NCBI's taxonomy places the organism in Eukaryota, Viridiplantae, Streptophyta, Magnoliopsida, Aquifoliales, Aquifoliaceae.
AUGUCUCUCAGCAUUGCGUCUUCUCCGCAAGCAGCGAUCCCUUUCGGGCUCUCGUCUCGAGUAGGCGGCCGUGGAACUGGCCGAUGCGCCUGGCCAUCAUCUCCAGAUGAUCCGAGUUCAGGCGCCACGAGUAGCUCGAAUGGACGAUUUCAUCCUGGCACUCGAACAUGGACACGUCCAAUCGCUGCUUCGGGCAGAGGCGCAUGUGGUAAUGCGUGCAAAGUCUGCACCAAAUCGCGACUCGAGUCGUCGACGCACAGCGGCCAGAUACUGCGGUGGAGAG